Coniophora puteana RWD-64-598 SS2 is the source of this 423-nucleotide messenger RNA. RefSeq lists its product as uncharacterized. Lineage: Eukaryota; Fungi; Basidiomycota; Agaricomycetes; Boletales; Coniophoraceae. The record is from RefSeq and is a predicted model, not a curated record. The transcript is spliced from 3 exons. The coding region runs from base 1 to 423 and encodes 140 amino acids.
AUGCAGCUCAUCUCCACUGCCCUUUUCUCUCUCGCCGUUGCUGGCGCUGCCCUCGCCUCCUGCGACGAAGCCUCCCGCUUCGGCACGUUCAGCAUCAACGCCACCUCUGACAAGGCUAUCGUGACCGGCCAAGUAACCCACUCGUACGCGGGCAUCUACCCCAAGUACAUCGACUACUACCUCGAGGUGCCCGAGAACAACAACGGCCACGAAUCGCCUAUUAUCCUCGCGCACAACGAGCCCAAGGCCAACGCGUCGUCGGACUCGUUCACCGUCCAGAUUCCCGACGCACCGUACUGGCAGGCGAACUACUCCGUGCUCGCGCAGCUGACGUACCCGGUCAAGGGCGAGCAGGGCGGGACGUACUACACUACGGGCGGUGUGUUCUCUGGUAUCAAGAUCGCCCCCACUGUGUCGAACUAG